AUGUGCAUUCUCCUCGGAAGUUGGUCUGGAGAAAGUCCAUCAUGUGAACUUCAACAAUCCUACUGCCCAACAAUCACUGCUCCUGAAAAUGGAGAAAUAGCAGGAUCGUGUUCAUCUGCAGUGACAGGAGAUCGAUGUGCAUUCUCCUGUGUAGGAGACUACCAACUAGUGGGAGUUUCGGAUUUGAUCUGUUUGGAUACCGGAAGUUGGUCUGGAGAAAGUCCAUCAUGUGAACUUCAACAGUCCUACUGCCCAACAAUCACUGCUCCUGAAAAUGGAGAAAUAGCAGGAUUGUGUUCAUCUGCAGUAACAGGAGAUCGAUGUGCAUUCUCCUGUGUAGGAGACUACCAAUUAGUGGGAGUUUCGGAUUUGACAUGUUUGGACAACGGAAGUUGGUCUGGAGAAAGUCCAUCAUGUGAACUUCAACAGUCCUACUGCCCAACAAUCACUGCUCCUGAAAAUGGAGAAAUAGCAGGAUCAUGUACAUCUGCAGUAACAGGAGAUCGAUGUGCAUUCUUUUGUGUAGGAGACUACCAACUAGUGGGAAUUUCGGAUUUGACCUGUUUGGACACCGGAAGUUGGUCUGGAGAAAGCCCGUCAUGUGAACUACAACAGUCCUACUGCCCAACAAUCACUGUCCCCGAAAAUGGAGAAAUAGAGGGGUCUUGUUUUUCUUCUGUGACUGGAGAUCGGUGUACAUUUACCUGUGUAGGAGACUAUCAGUUAGUGGGAGUUUCGGAGCUGAUCUGUUUGGACACCGGAAGCUGGUCUGGAGAUAAACCAACAUGUGAACUUGAACAAUCCUACUGUCCAACACUCUCCGCUCCUGAAAAUGGAGAAAUAGCGGGAAAUUGUUCAUUCGCCGUACCAGGAGAUCGAUGUACAUUCUCCUGUUUAGGAGACCGUCAACUAGUAGGAGUUUCAGAACUUAUAUGUUUGGACACGGGAAGUUGGUCUGGAGAAGUUCCAACGUGUGGAUCGCUGGUGAAAACAACAUGUCCAGACUUGACAGCAACUCCGAAUAGUCUGACAAACGGUUCCUGUUCUGCUGCUGUUGCUGGAGAUACGUGUGUUUUCUCUUGUGGAACAAACUUCCAACUUAAAGGUUCUAAGGUGGUUACUUGUUUGGAAGGAGGAGCAACUUCAUCUGUCCAUUCACAUACUGGCGUAAGUGAUGAACGUUUCAUAUUCUGUGGACAGAUGAAGUUCCAGUAUGUGAAUGUAAGUGAUGAACGUUUCAUAUUCUGUGGACAGGUGAAGUUCCAGUAUGUGUAUGUAAGUGAUGAACGUUUCAUAUUCUGUGGACAGAUGAAGUUCCAGUAUGUGUAUGUAAGUGAUGAACGUUUAAUAUUCUAUGGACAGAUGAAGUUCCAGUAUGUGAAUGUAAGUGAUGAACGUUUAAUAUUCUAUGGACAGAUGAAGUUCCAGUAUGUGAAUGUAAAUAAAGGACCUGGCUGUCCUCCACUGACUCUUCCAAACCAUGGAGAGUAUGCAGGAUCCUGCCUAUCAGCUGUGGCAGGCCAGCGAUGCUCGUUCUCCUGUGUAGGAGACAAUCAGCUAUUAGGACCGUCCACAUUGAUAUGUCUGGAAUCUGGAGAUUGGUCUGCUGCGCCUCCAACAUGUGAACAAUCAAUUUGCGAUUCAUUAAGAGCUCCAACAAAUGGAAUUAUAUCGGGGUUCUGUUCGUCUGCUGUGAGAGGAGACCGAUGUACCUUCUCCUGUGAAAAAAGCUAUAAGUUAGUAGGAGAUUCGGAGUUGAUCUGUUUAGAUUCUGGAAAAUGGUCCAAAGAAAGUCCGUCUUGUGAACGGUCUCGUUCAAACUGUGAAGAGAUAAAACCGCCUGCAAAUGGUCGAAUGUACGGAUAUUGUUCCAGUGCUUAUCCUGGAGAUACUUGCAUGUUUUCUUGUGAAGCAGAUUUCCAGGUGCGUGGGCUAGAAACGUUGACUUGUUUGGAACCAGGAGUUUGGUCUGGAAAUGUUCCAAUCUGUGAAAAAGUGUCUGUACAAUGUCCAUCCCUGCCUGACCCUGCGAAUGGUAAAGUGCUGCCAUGCCACUCAACCGUUGGUAGUCGAUGCAAAAUCACGUGCUCACCUGGUUACACCAUAUUUAUUGGGUCUUCAACCCGCACGUGUCUGUCUAAUGGUGCCUGGAGUGGGAUUGAAACCAUGUGUGUCACUGAAAGUAGCUUUCUGCAGUGGGUACCUCGUGCCUUUGGUUGA
Messenger RNA from Limulus polyphemus (Atlantic horseshoe crab), 2220 nucleotides. Its product is annotated as sushi, von Willebrand factor type A, EGF and pentraxin domain-containing protein 1-like. The transcript is spliced from 12 exons. NCBI's taxonomy places the organism in Eukaryota, Metazoa, Arthropoda, Merostomata, Xiphosura, Limulidae. The record is from RefSeq and is a predicted model, not a curated record. The coding region runs from base 1 to 2220 and encodes 739 amino acids.